AUGGCGCUUCUUGCACAGGGAUUAACCUUGUCACCACCACCGGGGCUGCCUUUGGCCAGGCGUUCGAACCCCCGGAAGACGGAGCUAGCUUCAGCUCGAGGUGUGCAGCCAACACACGCAGCAGCUGCUACCACAGCUUUAGUGGCAGGGGCGCUGACGAACAGGCGGACGCCCGGCGUGGGAGCGAGGGUCGUGAGCAAAGCCGCAAAGCCUGGUAAGAGCUCUUGGAGCGCUGCGGAAGCAGAAGGGCUCCGGAGUGACUUCCCAGCUCUGCAGCAAGAGGUGAAGCCUGGCGUGCCGCUGGUCUACCUUGAUAAUGCUGCCACCUCGCAGAAACCGAAGCAGGUGUUGGAUGAGCUGAACCGCUUCUACAGCCAAGAUAACAGCAAUGUCCAUCGAGGCAUGCAUACGCUGUCGAUGAGAUCGACAGAAGCCUUCGAAACCGCCCGGCAGAAGGUGGCGAAGUUCGUGAACGCACCAGACUCCCACGAGAUCGUCUUCACCAGGAAUGCCACAGAGGCCAUCAAUCUGGUCGCCCGAACCUGGGGAGCGGCCAACAUCGCGAAGGGGGAUGAGAUCGUGCUCACUGUGAUGGAGCAUCAUGCGAACCUGGUCCCGUGGCAACUGCUCGCAGAGUCAACCGGCGCGGUGCUGCGCUUCGGUCGUCUCCGUGACGACGGUACGCUGGACGUGGAGCAGUUCGAGAGCCUGAUUGGAGACAGGACGAAGCUGGUCGCGUUCUGCCAUGUCUCGAAUGUCCUGGGGUGUGUAAACCCCGUGGAGAGGGUGGCGAAGCUCGCGCACUCUGUCGGUGCGAAGGUGCUUGUGGACGCCUGUCAAAGUGUCCCCCACAUGCCCGUGGACGUCCAGACCUUGGGAGCCGACUGGCUCGUUGCCAGCGGUCACAAGAUGUGCGGUCCCACAGGAAUCGGAUUCCUGUGGGGUCGGGGAGAGAUCCUCCGAGGGUCACCUCCGUUCCUGGGUGGCGGGGAGAUGAUCGACCAGGUGACCCUGGAAGGUAGCACUUUCAAUGACAUCCCACACAAGUUUGAGGCUGGUACCCCGGCCUUCGCAGAGGCUGUGGCUCUGGGAGCGGCCUGCGAGUAUUUGACAGAUCUCGGCAUGGCGGCCGUGAGCCAACGCCACCGGGCAGGAGGCGAGCACGAGCUUGCCAAGCACCUCUGGAGCCGCCUCGAAGCGCUGCCAGGCAUCCACCUCUACGGCCCUAGCCCUGAGACGCAGCCAGAUCGGGCCUCGCUCGUCUGCUUCAACGUGGAUGGCUGCCACGCGAACGAUCUGGCCACCUUGGUCGAUCAGGACCGAGGCGUGGCCAUGCGAUCAGGGCAUCAUUGCACGCAGCCGCUGCACGGCGAGCUGGGUGUCACGGCCAGUGCACGACUCUCCGCCUACUUCUACAACACGAUCGAAGAGAUCGACGUGGCAGUCGAUGCUCUCGAGGUGGCCAUCGGCCUUAUCCGGACAGGUCCUGCAGGAGAUGAGCCUGAACUUGAUCCAGCCAUGGCAGCUUUGCUUGAUGCCUGA
Messenger RNA from Symbiodinium necroappetens, 1542 nucleotides. The record is from the annotation of a GenBank genome assembly. Lineage: Eukaryota; Dinophyceae; Suessiales; Symbiodiniaceae.